AUGGCAGACGUUGAUACAGAAUCACCAGCACAGCAUGCAGCUCGUCUGCGCCGCGAAAAGCGCAAUGCAAAGAUCCAGACCGAGGGAUCGGACAGACUGGCGCGAAUUACUCAACUGAGUGGAAGACCUGCUCCGGCACCUGAAGAGCCAUCCAUGGUUCAAACUCCCACCAAGCCCGCACAAGCAACUUCCCCCAUGACACCGCAACAUGCAUCCAUCGAGGAUCCAGAUGAGGUCGACAUCUCCGAGCACUACUGGACACCCACUGCCUCAGAACAAAGCCAACUCGCUCGCUAUCAACAGCAACAGCAGCAGUCACCAUUCCAGCGACCAGGCCAGCAAGAUGAGGACCCCAUGCUCAAGAUGAUGCAGUCAUUGCUCAGCGGAGACGCAUCUGCAGCAGGCGGCAUCCCAGACUCGGCCAUGGAUGAUCUACCCCCCAUGCUCAAGGCCAUGAUGCAGGGACAACGCGCGACCCAACAGCAAGCCUCGGCACCCACGGGCACCACAUACCUCUGGCGCAUUGUCCACGCCGUCUUCGCCCUCGCACUGGGCCUUUACAUCGCAGCCAGCGGCACCUUCAACGGUAGCAAGCUGUCACGCUCAAACUCCCUCGAAGGAUCAGACUUUGGUCCUAGACUGUUCUACAUGUUUGCGACUGCCGAAGUGGUGCUGCAGUCUAGCAGAUACUUUAUGGAGAAGGGAAGGUUGCAAGGAAGUGGAUGGCUGGCUACAAUUGCAAACUCGGGUUUGGUGCCACAGCCGUGGUCAAACUACAUCAGCAUGGCUGGCAGAUAUGCUGUCAUUUGGCAGACGGUUGUUGCUGAUGCCAUGGUCAUUGUCUUUGUGCUGGGAUGUCUUGCUUGGUGGAAUGGCAUGGCCACUGCAUAG
Molecule: messenger RNA, 891 nt
Organism: Aureobasidium pullulans EXF-150
Lineage: Eukaryota; Fungi; Ascomycota; Dothideomycetes; Dothideales; Saccotheciaceae
Exons: 2
Coding region: 1-891 (296 amino acids)
Biological process (GO): retrograde vesicle-mediated transport, Golgi to endoplasmic reticulum
Source: RefSeq, a predicted model, not a curated record